UUUUCUAGCUGAUGUGAUUUUAACAACAACUGAAGAGAGAAAUAGAAACAACUGAUAAUUUCUGACCGUGACGAGAAACUGAAGAGAAUAAUAGAGAUUUACCAAGAAAGAGAAAUCAAAAGUGAAAUCAAAAGUGAAACCAAAAUUAAAACCAAAAGUGAAACCAAAAGAUGACAAGUUCAGUGGAUCCGAGUGUGAUUGGAGAUUCAAUACGAACACUACCUCACCAUCUCCUUCCACCUUGUAAAUAUGAGUACAAAGGAGGAGCUAAAUAUUAUGGAGAGAUAGUGGACUUCAAGAGACAGGGCCGGGGAAUAAUGACUUACCCUGACGGAGAUUUAUACGACGGUUUCUUCAAUGCGGGAGUAAAGGAAGGACAGGGAACCCAGAAGUGGUUGGACGGUUCAUUUUACCAGGGACCCUUUAAAGAAGGAAAGAGACACGGGAAAGGAGUUCACCAGUGGCCUACAGGCGAGGUGUACGAAGGUGAGUUUGUGGAAGAUAAGAGAUGUGGUGCUGGUACGUACACCUGGCCCUCGGGGGACAAGUUUCAGGGACAGUUCAUGGACGAUGCUAAGGAUGGCCAGGGAGAGUUCUUCUUUUCUAAUGGCAACAUUUUCAAGGGGGAGUAUAAAAAGGACGACAGGUCAGGGGAAGGAGCCAUGUCCUACAAGAACACAACAGAAGACAGGGGUGUGUGGAGGGGUUGCUCUCUGGUGAAACUCUCUAACUCUGUUCUUCCUGCUAGUGUCCUGGAUAUAGAGGAUCCUGCACCAGAUUUUACAGAUUGUGACACGUGUGACAUGAGGGAGGUAACACAAGGGUUUGUUACGUGUAACAGGCCGGAGGAUGCUAAACCGAUGGGAAAUCUAGAGACUGCUUCUCAAGCCUUACUUCUCGCUGCUCUCAAAGGUGAUAACGCAGCUACAGUCUACUUACUUCAACACACAUGUGUAAGACCUGACGUCGCUGAUUUCAACGGACUUACCCCUCUGAUCGCUGCAAGCGUAUUCUGCAAAACAAAGAUAGUGAACAUCCUGUUAGAUAACGGAGCAAACGUGAACCAGUUGACAGAUAGUGGGGUGUCAGCUCUGGUGGCGUGUCAUCUUCACCUCUACUUCAACUCCCAGUGUGGGUAUAGUCUCAGACACAGGAAAGAGCCUUUACACAAAUCUGGAGCUAAUGAAACAUUAGACGGGCCAAUAGAAAUGUUCGCUCAGCUCGCUCUUUCCUCUAAAAUAGCUAACGAAUCCGACGACGAGGAUCAGGAGGAGAUCGGGAUUAAAGAUGAGGAAGAAAAAGAAGUAGAGAAAGAGGUACCACUACAGGGAGAAGUGUCACGGGUUACCUCAUCCCUCAGCGAACCCACUGACGGGUCUGAAUACACCACAGUAGUGGUUUAUGGUAAAAGAUACUUUGUACGGGGAGCCGACGUUUUGAAGGAUCUUCAGGUACCGCAAUGUUCUACACUCCCCACACCAGAACAACUAAGAGAAACCAUCAAACUCUUAUUAAGACGAGGUGCCGACCCAAAAAUAGGCUAUGUCCCUGUCCCUGCACUGAUCCUAGCUAUACUAGCACCUGACGUGGAGGCAGUGGAGCUGCUACUGAAGUCAGGUGCUGACCCGACUGCGCGGCUCGGGGAGAAGUACGGACAUAAGUCUCCCCUGCACGUGGCGGCUGGACUUCACGGUCCUGGCGGACCAGCUAUAGUGAAACUCCUGCUACAGGGAGGAGCAGAUCCGAACGUUCAGGACUCUCUCUCAUUCUCUAGAAGUGGAGCUCUGCAGUGGAAAACUGUGGAUGAAAUUGACAGUGAAGGGAACAUGCUCGGCUCAACACCUCUCCAAGUGGCAUGCUCCAUGGACCAAGACUACGAAAACAGCACAGAAGUGAUAAAACUCCUACUGGAACACGGAGCCAAUACUAAUGUUGUGUGUAGUGGUCACUCUCCACUUACACUGGCAAUAUACAGUGGAAAUGAUAAGGCCGUGGAGUUACUGCUACAGAAAGGUGCUAACCCAUCUCUGGACCUUGGUUCACCAAUUGGAUCAGCUUUGUGUGCUGCAGUGGACACUACUUGUGAACACCGGAGAAGUAACGAACAGAGAUUAGCAAUAAUAAACCAGCUGAUGACAGUGGGAGGGGACAUAAUGUCCUUGGUUCCCGUGGGAAAGAGUGGGAAACACAUGGGAACUGCUGUAGACUACGCUAUGCAUGUGUUCUAUCAGGACAAACGAAUAGCGCACACUCCAUUCCACGCCCUGACCCCGGCCGAGAGGGAGAUAUACAUCGCCAGAACCAACCUCCUCAACCACAUGUCUACACUUCUCAGGGACGAGGUCCAGAAACGGGAACAGACCAUGAGAGAAGAAGCAGGUCCAGAACAAGAUGAAAGUGCUGGAGCAACACCCUCAAAGUCCAACAGACGCGCUAGUCGUGCAAAAAUUGGCGCUAAUGGUGAAAAAGUGGGUGCUAAUGGUGAAAAAGUGGGCGCUGAUGGUGAAAAACUGCGCUCUAGUGGUGAAAAAUUGGGCGCUAAUGGUGUAAAAAUGGGCGCUAAUGGUGAAAAAUUGGGCGCUGAUGGUGUAAAAAUGGGCGCUAAUGGUGAAAAAGUGGGCGCUGAUGGUGUAAAAAUGGGCGCUAAUGGUGAAAAAGUGGGCGCUGAUGGUGUAAAAAUGGGUGCUGAUGGUGAAAAACAGGAGUUGAUGGAAGCUGAGGGAAAGAAAGGACACAAACCAAAGAUGCUGUUCAAGUAUUGCUAUGAGUGUGGUCGCAGCACUGGCGUAAAACUUUCACCCUGUACGAGAUGUUUCACUGUUUCCUUCUGUUCUCAACGGUGUAAACUAAAAGCCUGGACCAGCCGCCACAGGAAGGAAUGUACUAAAUUAGAGAACAAACAGAAGGAAAAGAAGGAGAGGGGACCUUCUGUUUCUGUUUCUCCACCCCCUGUUAAAGUAGUGAAAAAGGAGGAGUCUGCCUCAAAAUCAGACACGGGCAAAAAAGGCAAAACACGCUCAGUCUCCAAAGAUAUAUUCGGAAAGAAGAACAAACGGGACAACAGACGAGGCAAGGACGACGACCAGCCGGAGAUGAUAACCCACGCUCUUCCUAGGAUCGUUAACCUGCAGCACAGUAACAUCCUAAACCUCCCCACAGCAAUAAUAAACCAGCUGAUGACAGUGGGAGGGGACAUAAUGUCCUUGGUUCCUGUGGGAAAGAGUGGGAAACACAUGGGAACUGCUGUAGACUACGCUAUGCAUGUGUUCUAUCAGGACAAACGAAUAGCGCACACUCCAUUCCACGCCCUGACCCCGGCCGAGAGGGAGAUAUACAUCGCCAGAACCAACCUCCUCAACCACAUGUCUACACUUCUCAGGGACGAGGUCCAGAAACGGGAACAGACCAUGAGAGAAGAAGCAGGUCCAGAACAAGAUGAAAGUGCUGGAGCAAAAACACCCUCAAAGUCCAACAGACGCGCUAGUCGUGCAAAAAUUGGCGCUAAUGGUGAAAAAGUGGGUGCUAAUGGUGAAAAAGUGGGCGCUGAUGGUGAAAAACUGCGCUCUAGUGGUGAAAAAUUGGGCGCUAAUGGUGUAAAAAUGGGUGCUAGUGGUGAAAAAGUGGGCGCUGAUGGUGUAAAAAUGGGCGCUAAUGGUGAAAAAAUGGGCGCUGAUGGUGUAAAAAUGGGCGCUAAUGGUGAAAAAGUGGGCGCUGAUGCUGUAAAAAUGGGCGCUAAUGGUGUAAAAAUGGGUGCUGAUGGUGAAAAACAGGAGUUGAUGGAAGCUGAGGGAAAGAAAGGACACAAACCAAAGAUGCUGUUCAAGUAUUGUUACGAGUGUGGUCGCAGCACUGGCGUAAAACUCUCUCCCUGUACGAGAUGUUUCACUGUUUCCUUCUGUUCUCAACGGUGUAAACUAAAAGCCUGGACCAGCCGCCACAGGAAGGAAUGUACUAAAUUAGAGAACAAACAGAAGGAAAAGAAGGAGAGGGGACCUUCUGUUUCUGUUUCUCCACCCCCUGUUAAAGUAGUGAAAAAGGAGGAGUCUGCCUCAAAAUCAGACACGGGCAAAAAAGGCAAAACACGCUCAGUCUCCAAAGAUAUAUUCGGAAAGAAGAACAAACGGGACAACAGACGAGGCAAGGACGACGACCAGCCGGAGAUGAUAACCCACGCUCUUCCUAGGAUCGUUAACCUGCAGCACAGUAACAUCUAGGAAUUUCAAGAAUUACCGCCUCCAGAGAUCUCAGAUCUUCCACUGACUAUUAUGAGGGCUGAUGUGUAGCGCGGACUGCAGCUGCUUUUAUGCGAAGUUCAUACCGCGGCGCGGAGCUCUGAUUGAGAUCGGAAUUCUUGCGAUCAAUUCUUUUAGUAAUCAUAUCAGACGGAUGGAUUUUGAAACAUGCUCAUAUUAACAAAUGAAGUCAAGGGUUAUUUAGUUGAAUAUAUUUAUUAACAAGAAAUGAUGAUCGUAAUAAAAUUAGUAAUUCGCACAAUUAUUGAAGAAUUAUUGAAUUGAGGUGAAUUGAUUAAUAUAUCCGCCGGGCCGACCGUUACCCUUUCCGGCCUUACACACAAUUUUGAUUAAAAAUUAUGAUGAUCAUAACGGUAUUUUUUACUUCAUUGAGGAAUGAGAAUCAAUCUCUUUUGUAAUAUUUUCCCAGAAUUUACAAGUGUCAUUACGAUUUUAAAGGCACCAAAAGAGACUUCACGGGCCUGCUGUAAGUGUAAAUUAUUAUCCACUUCAAUGUAUUUAUAUAUGUUUAAACUUUAAAACUAAUCAUGAGCACACUCACUCACAAAUAUUUGAUGUAUGAUGUAAAUUUUGUAUAUAUGUUCAGAAUCAGAUGUGAAUUAUACCACUUCCUCAGAAAAACUUUUAUCCCGCUA
Molecule: messenger RNA, 4888 nt
Organism: Bolinopsis microptera
Lineage: Eukaryota; Metazoa; Ctenophora; Tentaculata; Lobata; Bolinopsidae
Exons: 28
Coding region: 171-4214 (1347 amino acids)
Molecular function (GO): protein binding
Source: RefSeq, a predicted model, not a curated record